GUAUGUGUGUCUAUGUGCCUCUGAAAUUCUAACUUAGUACAGUACUUGAGUAUUUGUACUUAGUUACUUUAUAAUUUAUAAAGCAAUGCAGUACUUUUGUUUUUCUCUUUACUGCCCCUCAGCUGUGAUGAUGCUGAUUGGCUGCUGGCCCUCAGCUGUGAGGAUGCUGAUUGGCUGCUGGCCCUCAGCUGUGAUGAUGCUGAUUGGCUGCUGGCCCUCCUUUGUCUGAAACCUGAAGCAUGAAUGUGUUGUGUAGCAGCCCCCCCUCGUGGCUGUUCUAACUCAUUACACCUCUUUAUUUCACACACAACCAGGAUGGAGAUGUGACUUGUGAUGGACCAGCUUGCACAGAUUAAACAUCUAUUUAUAGAGACAUUUGACUUUCAUACAAUACAUUUUGUUUUUACUAUCGUUUGUUUUAUUUACUAAUCAAAUUAUAAAGAAGUGAAUAUUUUUAGAAAAUUGAAAAGCAUUAUUAUAAAUAAAUCGUCUCUCUGUAGAACAGCAGGCCUACAGGAGGAACUUUGCUCGAGGCCCCCACGCUGUCCACCAUUAUGCCAUUUGGGUCUAUGAGCGCUUGGUUCAUUGCAGCGUGCAGACCGUAUUUUCUUUGUAGCAUAUUUGUCACAAGCAGGCGGAGCUAAGGAGGCUGAGAUGGAGGGAUGCUGCUGAAGAGCAGGUGGAGCCCGCGGGAUGCACUUUGCUGCUGAAGGAGGAUCAGAGGAAGCUGGAAAAGAGAUUUGAGAUUUUUCGAAGUAAAUUUGACUCCGUGGAUGUGUUUGAGUUUUUUAAUCUUAGCUUUGCUCCCGCUGAGCCGACAGAAGCUCCUCCGUCUGUCUGCAGGUCGCGACCAUGUGAAGCUCAAUCAUCGGGUCGACGGCCGCAGCCUUUCUCCCCCUGAAACCUGAUAUUAUGCAGGAAACAAGGAGCUCUGGACGGAUUCAAGGGGAACAAAGCACCGGUUUACAAAACGUUUUACAAACUGGCAGUAUUCGCCAACUAUGGUUGACCCCUCGGAGGCUGAGGAUCAGAACAAGUGUAAAGGCCCGCAGCUCAACGCACCAGCUGUGGCCACUGAAGACCCUCGACUGCCAGACCAGGCAGAUGGCACGACUACAGAGGAGGAAGGGGAUGCCGGUUUCGAGACACCGCCCUCCGGCACUUCAGAGUCGAGCCCCUGCCACGUCGCCGCAUCCUCGGCAGGGCCAGACGCCGCCUCUCAGGAGGCCCCACCUGAAGCCCUACCUGAGGCCCUACCUGAGGCCGCCUCUCAGGAGGCCCCACCUGAAGCCCCGCCUGAGCAACCACAGACUCAGACUGACAGAGAGCCGUCUCCAAAGCUGCACCUGGACCUGUACAACUUUGACUCACCCGCCGCAGAGGGCAGCCGCUACGUGUUAACAAGCCCUCACUCUCUGGAAGCGUGUGCUCGAUGUGGGGUCAAACCUGUGGAGCUCCUGCACCGUCCGCUGGCUGACUUCGCCCGGGAGGCUCCCGGCCGAUCCAUGCGCGUUGCGACAGGCAUGUUUGAAGUCUGCGAGAGAGACAGGCACGCCAAACUGAGGCAGUGCAGGGAGGAGCGGGAGAGGAUCGUCAGAGAGGAAAAAAGAAGGAUCCUGCAGGCGACGGUCAAUACGGGCAGCAGUGCGUCAUCGUCCUCCGUGGAGCAGCAGCACAAAGCCUCCGCUGGCUCCACUCAGCCUCCUAAAUCUGGGCCGGUGACCUUCAGCUCAGCCCCUGAGUUUGGAGCAUCCUCUAGAGCCACAGCAUCAGGUCCGACCUCUAAACCAGCUCUUUUAGCUAAAGCCCACAGUACCUCCCCUAAAUCUCAGUCCUCAAAAACUGGUUCCAACACCUCGACGCCAUCCUCCAAGGGUGGUCUCCAUCCUCUGUCCUCUGAAGUAAAAACCACACAGCAGCUCUCCUCCGGCCCUCCACCAGUAUUCAGGAAGUCCUCAGGCGUUAAAUCUUCUAACACUUUCCCCAGAUCAACACCAAAACCCCCCUCCUUCCCCAGAGCCAACUCCACAUUAACAUCCUCAGUGAGGAAGCCCGCAGUCCAGAGCUCUGGGACGCCUCUGAACGGCGUCACAGGAGCAGUGUUGUCUCAGCACAAUGGGCAUCUUGGCCUUCCCCCCAAGGUGCAAGGAAAAAGCCAGUCGCUGGAGUCCUUGCAGCGCAGGAUGGAUCCCGUCUGCUCCUCCACCUCCAACACCACAACUACUACCACAUGCACCUCGUCAGAAUCAGGUGCUUCCUCCUCUUUCAGCUGGGAGGGGGCACGAGAUCACUGGGCUAAAGCCAACAGUCCUCGAGCUCGCACUAUGGCCACUUUCAACUCCCUGAUGGGUCGCAGCCUCAGCCUCGGCGACCUGAGCCACUCCCUUCAGACGACGCAGAAGGUGGAGCGCAUAGUGAGGGAGGUGAGGCGCCGGGGCUUGAAGGCCGUGUCCGAGCGCGACCGCAAGAUUGCAGCUUUGAUGCUCGCCAGAUACCAGGAAGAGGACAUCAUGAGUCAGACCCGCUACGUGGCUCACCUCCAGUGGGACAGUGAGCGCAGAAUGGACGAGCUACGGCGAGAGCAGGAGGACAGGGAGAAGCAGCGUGCGGUGCUUCAGUGCCAGCGGGUGUGGCAGACCCAGGUGUCGAUACGUCAGCGAAGACUCAGCCAGCAGGAGCGACAAUCAACGGCUGCCAAAAUGCGACAGGCCGAGGAGAGCGAGGAGCGGUGGAGGGAGCUCGCGGAGCAGCAGGAGCGCAGCCGUCUGCUGAGGUUACAGCAGGCAGCACGGGAGGAGAAGCACAAGAAAGCUCUGCAAGAACAGAACCUGAAGGCCCUGGACGAGGAGAGGGCGGCCAUGCUGGAGCAGGAGAGGCUGCUGCUGAAGGAGAAGCUCACCAUGGCCGAGCUGAAGAGGCAGGAGAAGGAGCACCAGAGCCAGGAGGAUAGACGAGGUCUGAACAAAGCAGAGAAGAGACGCCACGCCGCUCUGAUACAGGAGAUCGCCCGCAGAGAGCAGGAGGAGAGGGAGGAGGCGAGGAGGGCCGCAGAUGAGAAGCUCAACCGCUCCCUGGAGAACUAUGAACACAUAGUUGAGCGUCGAGGGCUCGAGCUGAAGGAGAAGGCCAAGCGUGAGGAGAAGCAGAUCCAGAAAACACGCAAGGCAGCAGAGAAGCGUGAGAAGCAACAGCAGCAGCUUCUGGAAGCUCGCGUGAAGGAGGCGGAGAAACGAGCCCAGCAGGCAGCGUUAGUGGCCGAGGUGAGGGCCAAAGAGAAAGCUCAGCGGGCCUUCCAGAGCCGGCAGGAGAAGGAGAAGCUCCAGAAGCUCAACAGGCAGCGAGUGGAAGAGGAGGAGAAGCAGAGGCGUCUGGAGCUGCUGCAGUCCAUCGAGAGGAAGCUGGAGAAGAGCGAGCAGAUCUUCAAGGAGAAGAGGGCGGUGCUGGAGAGCGCUCGCUCCGUGGCCCAGGCCUCGUUUCACGUACGAGACAAAGUGCGGGAGGAGACCAACAUGCGUACGUUUGACAAAAUGGCCCUGGAAGCUCAACUGAAAGCCGGCCUGAACGACUGAUUAAUGUUGUUGUAGACUUCUGGUCCUGUGCUCGGCUCCUGCCUUCAUCGCUUCACCCUCCUCCCCCUCACAGCCACAGUCUUACUUCUCUUCACCCGUCAGCAACCGUUUUUAUUAUAAAUCCUUUCAAACCAAAUCAUUUUGUAUCGUGGAUGUAUGGAGACAACCCCCCCCCCCCCCCCCCCCCUUCUAUUUGCCUUCUGCUCCGUUUAUCUCAGCUACUGGACUGAAAGCUGUGCGCGGAUGAAAAGAGUCAUUGUUUACCAGGAAGCACAACUCCAUGACAACGGCAGAGGCUUUUAAGGAGCGCUCCUGUGAGGGAGAAUCAAGUGCAAAUGUGUUUCAGCCCCCGAAGCAGAAGGAUCUUUUUGUGACAGAUAUAGCGUGGAUAUAACGCCGCGGGACACUCGUCUGUACCGGACCGCUGACGAUGCAGCGCAGGAGGGCCGUGUGCACGAGCCCCGUGCUGAUGAAGCAUCAGAGGACGCUGAUUCCUGCAGCAGGCCCCUCCCUCCCCCUCUGACUCGCAGUAAACAGUGAAGAGCUCUGAGAGUCGGCCACCUUUAAACUCCCCCCGCAGUCGAUCCAACAGCGGCCUGGUGACCCCGUCAACAGGUGCUGAGCGAGCGGCGGCGACACACAAUCCUCUUUUUCUUCCCACGCUGAAUCCAAGUCUCCCCUCUGAUGGAAACAUCUGGAUCUUUUUUAUUCCCUGUUGAAGUAUUAACAGUGCAUCUCUGAACCUGCAGCCUUUCACCUGCAUAGACCACACGACAUGUACGAGGUUCAAACAGCUUUAUUAGCAUCAGGCAUGUUGUUCAGUGCGUAUCAUGUCCCCUGACACGUGUGCUUCUUUUCUGCUGUUAACUUAUCAUUUGUACCAUCAUCAUAAAUGCUUGCGUCAGUGAUUACAUCGAGUUGCUUCGUCGAGGAUUCUUCAGAUGUAGCAAUAAUGAAAUGGUGAAGGUGGAAAUCCCACGUGUGAGUUCAGUGUUUCAGAACACCUGUGUUAAAGUAAAGGACACGACCUGUUCAUACAAUCAAAA
Molecule: messenger RNA, 4615 nt
Organism: Cottoperca gobio
Lineage: Eukaryota; Metazoa; Chordata; Actinopteri; Perciformes; Bovichtidae
Gene: ccdc177
Product: coiled-coil domain containing 177
Exons: 3
Coding region: 1002-3569 (855 amino acids)
Source: RefSeq, a predicted model, not a curated record